Molecule: messenger RNA, 2698 nt
Organism: Morus notabilis
Lineage: Eukaryota; Viridiplantae; Streptophyta; Magnoliopsida; Rosales; Moraceae
Product: phosphate transporter PHO1 homolog 1
Exons: 14
Coding region: 36-2417 (793 amino acids)
Biological process (GO): phosphate ion transport; cellular response to phosphate starvation
Cellular component (GO): trans-Golgi network; cytoplasm; Golgi apparatus
Molecular function (GO): inositol hexakisphosphate binding
Source: RefSeq, a predicted model, not a curated record
UUGAGAAAAGAGAGGGAAAAAGAAAAAAAAAAAAGAUGGUGAAGUUUUCUAAGCAGUUUGAAGGACAACUAGUCCCUGAAUGGAAAGAAGCUUUUGUUGAUUAUUGGCAACUCAAGAAGGACCUCAAAAAAAUCCAUCUCCUUAAUGUCAACAACAACAACUCAUCAACCAAGCAACAAAACAGCUUUUUAUCCAACACCCUCUUGACAUCUCUCAAGAAGUUUUCUUUGUUUGGUCUUCAACGUAGAGACCAUCAUGAAGUUAUUCAUGUUCAUAAGAAACUAGCCUCCUCAGCAAGUAAGGGCGAUGUGUAUGAGACCGAACUGUUGGAGCAAUUCGCCGAUACCGACGCAGCCAAAGAGUUCUUCAACUGCCUAGACCUCCAGCUCAACAAGGUGAACCAGUUCUACAAGAAUAAAGAGAGAGAGUUUCUUGAGAGAGGAGAGUCUUUGAAGAAACAGAUGGAGAUUCUCAUUGACGUCAAGACCGCAUUCAAUCAACAGCGCGACAAAGGCGCUUCCUCGCAGGAUUCCAAGGAUGAUCCUUCUAUAUCAUGCACUCUCUCUUGUGAGGAGUCCAUUGGGGACAGAACAGAAGAAGAGCAGCCUCAGGACAACAGCACAGAUGAGAUGGAGAAAAAUGAAGUGGCGUAUUCAGAGAGCCCAAGAUCAGAUGAGAUGAGGAAAUCAAUGGCAAUCAAAAGGGAAGAUAGCAAACUACGAACCAUGUCGGGUCGGGUUUUCAGUUGCCAAGGGAGGAACUUUGGGAUAAACAUUCCUCUCACAACGCCGUCACGCACCUUCUCCGCAAUCGGUUACUUAGUCUGGGAAGAUUUUGUCAACCAGUCCUCGAAGAAAUGCAAUUCUGCUGAAGGCGGCAGCAAGCUACGCAUCAACAAGGCGAAGCUUCAUCGCGCCGAGAAAAUGAUCAAAGGAGCUUUUGUUGAGCUCUACAAAGGCCUAGGUUAUCUCAAAACUUACAGGCACUUGAACAUGCUUGCCUUCAUAAAGAUCUUAAAGAAGUUUGACAAAGUUACUGGAAAACAAGUUCUUCCCGUUUAUCUUAAAGUAGUUGAGAGUUCAUAUUUCAACAGCUCAGAUAAGGUAAUAAAUCUAGGAGAUGAAGUUGAAGAGCUAUUCAUCAAGCACUUUGCUGAGGAAGACAGAAGAAAGGCCAUGAAAUACCUUAAACCCCAUCAGCGCAAAGAAUCACACUCUGUAACAUUCUUCAUUGGACUAUUCACUGGAUGUUUUAUUGCCCUCUUCACUGGAUAUGUCAUCAUGGCUCAUAUCACGGGACUGUAUAGACGACAACAGAAGACUUCGAUAUACAUGGAAACUUCAUAUCCUGUUCUUAGCAUGUUCAGCCUAUUGUUCCUUCACUUCUUUCUCUACGGUUGCAACAUCUUUGCAUGGAGAAAGACACGUAUAAAUUAUAGCUUCAUCUUUGAGCUGACUCAGACUAAGGAACUCAAGUACAGAGACGUAUUUUUGAUCUGCGCCGCAUCAAUGACCGCGGUGGUUGGCGUCAUGUUUGUUCACUUGUUUUUGCUAGUAAAAGGGUAUUCUUAUACCCAAGUUCAAGCAAUCCCUGGUCUUCUUUUAUCGGCCUUCUUACUGUUUCUGAUUUGCCCCUUCAAUGUCUUCUACCAAUCAAGCCGUUAUCGGUUUCUUCGUGUGAUAAGAAACAUUAUUUUGUCACCUCUCUAUAAGGUUGUCAUGUUGGACUUCUUCAUGGCCGAUCAACUUUGUAGUCAGGUUCCAAUGCUGAGGAACCUUGAGUAUGUGGCAUGUUAUUACAUAACUGGAAGCUACAAGACUCAGGAUUAUGGCUAUUGCAUGAGGGCUAAGCAUUACAGAGAUCUUGCCUAUGCAGUUUCCUUCUUGCCUUACUACUGGAGAGCCAUGCAGUGUGCUCGGAGGUGGUUCGACGAGGGGCAGAAAAGUCACCUUGUGAAUCUCGGAAAGUAUGUGUCCGCCAUGCUAGCCGCGGGGACCAAAGUGGCGUAUGAGAAGGAGAGGAGUGCUGGAUGGCUCUGUCUUGUUGUGGUCAUGUCAAGUGUUGCAACAAUGUACCAAUUGUAUUGGGACUUUGUAAAGGAUUGGGGUUUGCUCCAAAUGAACUCCAAGAACCCAUGGCUUAGGAAUGAAUUAAUGCUUCGCCGAAAGAUCAUUUACUACAUCUCAAUGGGACUAAACCUAGUUCUCAGGCUCGCUUGGUUACAAACUGUUCUUCACUCAACUUUUGAACAUGUUGAUUAUAGAGUAACUGGACUGUUUUUAGCAGCCCUUGAAGUCAUUAGAAGAGGGCUGUGGAACUUUUUCAGGUUGGAGAAUGAGCACCUGAAUAACGCAGGCCAUUUUAGAGCAGUUAAGACAGUACCGUUGCCUUUCCAUGAAGUGGACGAGCAAGACUGAACACUAUUAUUGUUGAUGAAAUGAUGCCCCAUUUUGGCAAACAUUAGUUGAAGAAUACAGAAUUAGAUUCGAUCCGGGUCUGGGGGUAUUUUUCCAACAAAUGUUUCCAAGAGGAACCUUGUUGUACUAAUUAUUCAAGUUGAUGGAAUAAAAGGGAAAAAAAAAAAAAAAAAGAAACGUCAACUUGUUUCUUAUUAACUUCGAGGGGAUUUUGGCUAGUUAGUCACUAGUCAAUCCUCCAUACUUGUAUACAAAAUUUUUCCUCAUCAAUGAAAACAAAC